AUGCCUGUUACCGAACUCGCUCUCCUCCGCCUGCUACCAGGCAUCGAAGUCUCGUCUCCAGCUCUGCUCGCGAACCUGUCCAAAGCCAAGGAUGUGAUGGAGGGAGCAAGCGGCCAUAAGUUCCAAUACUACCACUGCAUCGAAGACCCUAGCCUCAUCUUCAUCAUUGGAGCAUGGGCGUCGGUCACCUUUCAUAUGCAAGAAUUUAUUCCUAGCCGGGCAAACCAGGAGAUCCUGAGUCUCUUGAAGGACCAAAUCACCGUGCACUGGAUGUUCCAUCUCGACAUUGACCAGACGGCAACACCUCUCCCGUUGCAGGGACACGCCCUGGCGAUUGGUCGCCACUUCAUCGACAAAGGCGAGAAGGACGUCUUUCAGAGCAGGUUUGAGGCUAGUAGAGAUGAACUAGAAGGUGUCAUUGGUGGAAUUGGGCACGUUGUUGGAGGGUACAGGAUGGAUAAAGGGUUUGAUCCGUUGUUGUUGUCCCUGCCAUCGCGUGAAGAGGGAGAGAGGGAAGAGUUUGUGCUGUUUACUGGCUGGGACAGCGUUGAGCAUCACCAUCGUGCAUUGUCUGCUGAGACAGAAGGCUUCGAGGAAUCUUGUCAGAUCAGAAACUACCUGGGGGGAGCGGACAUCAAACAUGGAUCGUUGCUGCAUGUAUGUGUAGGCGAACCGGCGAGAGAGUGA
This is a messenger RNA of Capronia epimyces CBS 606.96, 687 nucleotides long. RefSeq lists its product as uncharacterized. The record is from RefSeq and is a predicted model, not a curated record. The transcript has a single exon. Bases 1 to 687 code for a protein of 228 amino acids. Lineage: Eukaryota; Fungi; Ascomycota; Eurotiomycetes; Chaetothyriales; Herpotrichiellaceae.